GAUGCCAUCCAGAACGUGCCUGUCUCUGCCAGAUGACGUGAGGAAAAGGUUGGAGAUGCUGGAUGAGGAUGGAUCUUCAGAGGAGGACCAAGUGAAGGAGAAGCUCAAGUUGGUGCAGGACUUCCUGCACGACGAUGCUCAAGACCAACUGUCCAGCCUUGAAAAAAAAAUGAAAAAGUCCGAGAUCUCAAAGGAGGUUUACAUCUCAAAAGUGAAAGCCUUGCUGGGUAAAGAACUUCAUCGGGAAAAUGGCUCAUGUGUUGAUGAUGUGAAGCAGAAUGGAAAAGCAAACGGGUUCACUAAUGGCUCUCAUAAAGACAAAAAGGAUGAAGAUGGCAAUGUAACCAUGGACACACAGGAAGAAGAAGCAGUCAAGUCACCACCUGCUUCAAAGGGGAAGGGUGGACGCAAAAGCAAGGGAAGCACAGACACAAUAAAGUCACCAGCCAGUUCCAGGGUUACAAGAAACAAUACGAAACAGCCAACCAUCUUAUCAAUGUUCUCUAAAGUUCAAAAGCGCAAGUCUGAUGAAUUGAAUGAAGAAGCCGUGAACGGAACAAAUGAAGUGAAAAAAGAAGACGACGCGGACGAGUCUCGUGAGGAGAAGCGACUCAAAGUGGAUUCAGAUGAAAAACCUGCCCCUGAGGAGUUAAAGACUGAAACUGCUAAGCCAGUGUCUACUGCAAAGACGCCUCCCCCCAAAUGUCUAGACUGCCGACAGUACUUGGAUGACUCCGAUCUGAAGUUUUUUCAAGGAGAUCCUGAUAACGCGCUGGAGGAGCCAGAGAUGUUGACAGACGAGCGUCUGUCUCUGUUCGACUCCAACGAGGAUGGGUUCGAAAGCUACGACAAUUUGCCGCAGCACAGGAUCACAAACUUCAGUGUGUAUGACAAGCGUGGCCAUCUUUGUCCGUUUGACAAUGGGCUGAUCGAGAGGAACGUGGAGCUUUACUUCAGCUGUGUUGUUAAACCCAUUUAUGACGACAACCCGUGCUUGGAGGGUGGCGUUUUUGCCAGAAAGCUGGGCCCAAUCAAUGCCUGGUGGAUCACUGGUUUUGAUGGAGGAGAAAAGGCUUUAAUCGGUUUCACAACAUCUUUUGCCGACUACAUCUUGAUGCAGCCCAGUGAGGAGUAUUCUCCCAUCUUUGCACUCAUGCAGGAGAAAAUCUACAUGAGCAAGAUCGUGGUGGAGUUUCUCCAGAAGAAUCGCGACGCCUCUUAUGAGGACCUUCUCAACAAAAUUGAGACGACUGUCCCUCCUGCAGGACUUAACUUCAACUGCUUCACCGAAGACACGCUGCUGCGUCAUGCCCAGUUUGUGGUGGAGCAGGUGGAGAGUUACGAUGAGGCUGGGGACUCGGACGAGCAGCCUAUCAUCGUCACGCCCUGCAUGAGAGAUCUGAUCAAACUCGCAGGAGUCACUCUGGGGAAAAGGCGAGCUGCCAGAAGACAGGCUAUCCGUCAUCCGACAAAGAUCGAGAAGGACAGUAAGGGACCGACUAAGGCAACCACGACCAAGCUGGUCUAUCAGAUCUUUGAUGCCUUCUUUGCUGAUCAGAUAGAGCAAAACGAUAAAGAAGGCGGAGCCAAAAGACAGCGGUGUGGAGUCUGUGAAGUUUGCCAAUCGCCCGAUUGUGGCAAAUGCGUAGCCUGCAAAGAUAUGAUCAAAUUUGGAGGAAGUGGCAAAAGCAAGCAAGCUUGUAAGCAACGGAGAUGUCCAAACCUUGCUGUAAAGGAGGCUGAAGAUGAUGAGACUAUUGAGGAGGAAGACGUUCAAGUAGAGAAGCCUAAAAAGGUCCUCAAUGCCAAGAGGAAGAAGCAGACCCAGUCCAAGCUCGCAUGGAUUGGAGAGCCUGUUCAGACUGUGGGAAAGAAGCAGUACUAUAAGAAGGUCUCUGUGAACGAUGAAGUGCUGGAAGUCGGAGAUUGUGUCUCGGUUUCAUCAGAUGAUCCGUCCAUACCUCUUUAUUUGGCGAGGAUCACGUCUCUGUGGGAAGACAAUAAUGGAAAGAUGUUUCACGCCCACUGGUUCCUUCGUGGGAUUCACACGGUGCUCGGCGAGUCCUCUGAUCCGCUGGAGCUCGUCGUCGUGGACGACUGUGAAGACAUGCUGCUCACUUACGUCCAAGGAAAAGUGAACGUCACGUACAAGCCCCCGUCUGAUAACUGGGUCAUGGAGGGCGGCAUGGAUGUUGACCUCAAAGUGAUUGAGGAUGAUGGGAAGAGUUUCUUCUAUCAGUUCUGGUAUGAUCUUGACUUUGCUCGAUUUGAGACUCCCCCUGAGGCCUGUCCAUCAGAAGAAUGUGAGUUCAGGUUCUGCGGCAGCUGUGCUCGUACUAAAGCGAGAGACGAUCAGGAAAUCCCUCAUGCCUUUGAACCCCUGGAGAACGAAGACGGCAACACCAAAGUUCUUUAUGCUUUGGCCUGCUUCAUGGGACAACAGUUCAGGGUGGGAGACGGCGUCUACCUGCCCCCUGAAACCUUUAAUUUCAGCGUGAAGCCAGCCAGUCCAGUGAAACGCUCCCACAGGAAGGAGGACGUCGACGAAGAUCUGUACCCUGAGUACUACAGGAAAUCGUCGGACUACAUUAAAGGGUCGAACCUGGACGCUCCGCAGCCAUUUCGUAUCGGGCGCAUCAAGGAGAUCUUUUGUCACCGACGCAGCAACGGGAAAUCUGACACCGGCGAGGUCAAACUGAGACUCUACAAGUUCUACAGGCCGGAGAAUACCCACAAAGGUGUCAAAGCUAGUUACCAUACGGACAUCAAUCAGCUCUACUGGAGCGAUGAAGAAGUGACCGUCAGCAUGGCGGACGUCCUCGGUCGCUGUCAAGUAGAGUACGCAGAAGACCUGAAUGAAUCGGUCCAGGACUACUCCAGUGGUGGACCAGACCGCUUCUAUUUUCUGGAGGCUUACAACGCCAAAUCAAAGAGCUUUGAAGAUCCUCCAUAUUAUGCUCGCUCUUCCGUUAAUAAAGGGAAAGGAAAGGGCAAAGGAAAAGGUAAAGGCAAAGGAAAAGCUGUGCAGGAACCACAGGACUCUCCCAUAGAGCCACCUAAAGUGUCUAAAUAUCGCACUCUGGAUGUGUUCUCCGGCUGCGGUGGACUUUCUGAAGGCUUCCACCAGGCGGGCAUCUCUGAGACUCUCUGGGCUAUAGAGAUGUGGGAACCUGCAGCGCAGGCCUUCAGGCUCAACAACCCCGGCACCACCGUGUUCACAGAGGACUGCAACGUCUUGCUGAAGUUAGUCAUGUCAGGAGAGAAGACCAACUCUCUUGGCCAGAAGCUGCCGCAGAAGGGAGAUGUGGAAAUGCUGUGUGGCGGGCCUCCGUGUCAAGGUUUCAGUGGCAUGAAUCGCUUCAAUUCUCGAACUUAUUCCAAAUUCAAGAACUCUCUUGUGGUCUCGUAUUUGAGUUACUGCGACUACUACAGACCAAAGUUUUUCCUGCUCGAGAACGUAAGGAACUUUGUUUCGUUCAAAAACUCCAUGGUCCUUAAGCUGACUUUACGCUGUCUUGUGCGAAUGGGUUACCAGUGCACGUUCGGGGUCCUGCAGGCCGGUCAGUACGGUGUCGCCCAAACCCGCCGCAGGGCAAUCGUCCUGGCUGCUGCUCCGGGUGAGAAGCUGCCCCGUUUCCCUGAACCGCUCCACGUAUUUGCUCCCAGAGCUUGCCAGCUGAGCGUGGUAGUGGACGAAAAGAAAUAUGUCAGCAACGUCACACGAGGUAAUGGUGGAAUCUACAGAACCAUCACAGUGAGAGACUCCAUGUCUGAUCUGCCGGAGAUUUGCAACGGUGCCGCAGCUUUGGAGAUUUCCUACAACGGGGAACCUCAGUCUUGGUUCCAGAGGCAGAUCAGAGGCACACAGUAUCAGCCAAUCCUCAGAGACCACAUCUGCAAGGACAUGAGCGCUCUGGUCGAGGCCAGAAUGCGUCACGUCCCUCUGGCUCCGGGCUCUGAUUGGAGAGACCUGCCCAACCUUGAGAUCCGGAUGAAAGACGGCAACAUGACUAAGAAGCUGCGCUACACGCAUCACGAUAAAAAGAACGGCCGCAGCGGCACCGGCGCGCUCAGAGGCGUCUGCACCUGCGCAGGAGGGAAGCCUUGCGACUCUGCAGACAGGCAGUUUAACACCCUGAUUCCCUGGUGUCUGCCCCACACGGGGAACCGCCACAACCACUGGGCCGGACUGUACGGCAGGCUGGAGUGGGACGGCUUCUUCAGCACGACCGUCACCAACCCUGAGCCCAUGGGAAAACAGGGCCGUGUUCUGCACCCCGAGCAGCACAGAGUGGUCAGUGUGAGGGAGUGCGCACGCUCUCAGGGGUUCCCCGACACCUACCGCUUCUUUGGAAACAUCCUGGACAAACACAGACAGGUUGGAAAUGCAGUUCCUCCUCCGCUGUCCAGAGCCAUCGGGCUAGAGCUAAAGAAAUGUGUCCUAGAGAGGAUGAAGGAAGAACAAGCAGCAGAGAACGUCAAACAGGAAAAGAUGGAAGUCUCUGAGUAAUCCCGUUCCAGCAAAAUUCAAUUCUAGAAAUCCUGAUGUUGGGGAUUUUUUUUUUGUUUUUUUUUAAAUACAUUGGCUGUCAGCUGUCACUAAGUGACCACCGUGUU
Molecule: messenger RNA, 4617 nt
Organism: Nematolebias whitei (Rio pearlfish)
Lineage: Eukaryota; Metazoa; Chordata; Actinopteri; Cyprinodontiformes; Rivulidae
Gene: dnmt1
Product: DNA (cytosine-5-)-methyltransferase 1
Exons: 34
Coding region: 2-4510 (1502 amino acids)
Cellular component (GO): nucleus
Molecular function (GO): chromatin binding; DNA (cytosine-5-)-methyltransferase activity; zinc ion binding
Source: RefSeq, a predicted model, not a curated record